CUCUGUCGCUAGUGAGCUCAUGUGUCAGAACACACAGUGCCUGCUACAGAGGACACAUCAAGGCAUGGAAAGGAAAGUGUCCCUAGGUGAGGAUCUUACCCAUAUACUAAGGGAGUUCAAUGAUGCCCUGGAGGACUUCUCAAAGGGUCCUUGUGAGUCUGAUGAUUUGUUAAAACAACUAAAAGAGCAACAGACAUCCUAUGACAGAGGUCUUGGUGACUCAAGUACGAGUUCUUCACAAGGAAACAGUCUCAACACAAGUGAAGAGAACUUAAACCAAUCGAUGGCCAGUGCAAGACAGCACCCUAAUGCAAAACUUGGGGACACAAGGGAGCUGGAAAAUUAUAUAGCCGAUCUGGAUAAAGUCCUGGAUGAUCUCUGAAACAUGAAGUGGGAAAUCAGAAAUGAAAGUAGCACUUCCUGUUGCCUCCGAGCAGCAAUUCCUUUUGUGCUGCUGCUCAGCAUAUGAUGAGCAAAUUCAUCUACACCUGGUUUCCCCAAGUAUUCCUUUCUUAAAAUUCUAAACUGAUGCUUUGGGGGGGGGUGAUGCUGCAACCACAAAAUCUUGAUAAUGGAACAACGAAGAGCCAGGCGCAAUUGCAGGAGAGCUAAAGACUUGCACUGUGUUCUGUGCCCUGCACUGGCUUCAUAUUAAGUUAUACAUAGUAAGAUGCAUGGGAGCCCAGUACUCAAUACCAGCCAAUAUACACCCUGCACUCCCUAAUGCUUCUCAGCUUCCAAGUUCUGAAUCAGUAGAGCGAAAAGAAUAUGCACUCAUCCAAUUCAAUGUGGUGAACACAGGGUACCUCCAAUAUUUUAUUGGUGUGGAGUACUAAAUGAUUUUUGUACUCUGCAUCAAUAAAAUAUUGGAGGUACCCUGUGUACGCCACAUCGAAUUUAAUGAGUGCAUCUUCUUUUCUCUCCAUUACUGGUUAACUCUCACUUUAAGUCAGGUGACCGAAGGUAACACCGACAAUUAAGUGUUUAAAAUUUGCAACAAACCAUGAGUGUAUUGAAUCCUAACCUUAUUGACCCAAGUUCUGAAUGACAUACAAGCCAGGGAUGUCCAUGUGCCUUUUUCUCCCCCACCCGUCGUGUUUGCAGCACUAUUCAAUGCAGACACAGAGGCGCAACUCACUGAGCUCCAUUCUGCACAUACUAUUAUAUAAAUAUAUAUAUGUCUUGAGAAAGGUCCAGACUGGACCGAAACGUUGACAAAUAAACUUUGCUUGAUCUCAUUAUGAAGUCCUGGAGAGCGUCAUAUAUAUAUAUAUAUAUAUAUAUAUAUAUAUAUAUAUUCUUUAAAUAAAAACAAACUCUGUCUU
This is a messenger RNA of Xenopus laevis (African clawed frog), 1325 nucleotides long. RefSeq names its product regulator of cell cycle RGCC-like. The transcript is spliced from 5 exons. The coding region runs from base 20 to 382 and encodes 120 amino acids. The record is from RefSeq and is a predicted model, not a curated record. NCBI's taxonomy places the organism in Eukaryota, Metazoa, Chordata, Amphibia, Anura, Pipidae.